AUGGCCGCUGCUACCUGGGUCGUCUCGUUUUCGCGUGCUAUCGCCGUUUCUCCUCUCCCCUUCGCUAGUUCACUGCGUGUUCCUAACCGCGUGUACGCCAUGGCUGCCACCAGCAAGACCAAGAUAUAUGGUCUGAAGCUCUCGACCUGCACGAAACGGGUUCUUACAGCUCUAGAAGAGAAGAAUGUUACGGACUACGAAUUCGUGACAGUAGAUUUGUCCAAGGGCGAGCAGAAAUCGGCCGAGUUCAAGAAGAAACAGCCUUUCGGCGUCAUUCCUGUGCUGGAGGACGAGGAUGUUGAGCUCUUCGAAUCCCGAGCUAUUGCACGAUAUGUCGCUGACAAGUACUCUGAACAAGGCACGAACCUCCUCGGUUCCAACCUUAAGGAGCGUGCCCUGGUGAAUUUGUGGCUGGAAGUGGAGUCUCAGAACUACAACCCCCCUAUCUCCGGGUUGAUAGCUGAGAAGAUUUUCAAGCCCAGGAAGGGACUGGCCCCAGACGAGGUCAAGGUAGCAGAACACAAGGCAAAGCUUUCUCAAGUCCUAGAUGUCCUUUCUUUCGGGUUCCUCCGCCAAGCUCUCCUACUCACACUGCUCCAUCUCACGCUCCCCCCUCUCACACUCCUCCCUCUCACAUUCCUCCCCCCUCGCCCAUGCUCCUCCCGCCCACCACUCUCCCUCCUCUCAGGUGGUACAGUACAGUGGCACACUCGUGACAAGUCGUCUCAAAACCCUCUUACACAUUUCACACUCAUCCCUUGCCCGUGUCCUUUCACCUCUUCAUCCUCCCAGGUGGUAGGUCUGGGAGCAUCAGGCAGAGCCUUGGAAUGUCGUUUCAGAAUCGCUCACUCUUCUCAUGCCCGCUCCUCCCUCGCCCAUGCCCCUCCCACCCUCCACUCUUCCUCCUACCAGGUGGUGGGUCUGGGAGCAUCAGGCAGAGCAGCAGCGCGCCUGGCUCUAGCGAGGGGUGCUGCUGCUGUGGUCGGCCUGGACAAGAGGACAGACGCCAAGGCACUAGAGGACGAUCCAAGUGUAUGGGAUGAGCUUCCAGAACCCACCUCCUCUCCCCCCCUCAUCUCCCGCCUCUCCACCCAUCUGGGUCCGCACCACCUCCCCCUCCUCCUCUCUGCCUCCCUCGUCGUCCUGUCUCCUGGAGUACCACUUUCAGAGCCCACAAUAAGCCAGGCGCUGUCUCAGGCGCUGUCUCAUGUGCGAGCUCUCACUUGCCUCAGAAGACACUUCAAUCCUCCUCUCCCGUCAACUCCUCUUGUCCCCAAGCCUCUCGCCUUUACCUUCAUCUGGUUCCCCACCCCCUCCCUCUCCUCCUCUCCACCUCCCUUGUCGUCCUGUCUCCUGGUGUACCGCUUUCAGAACCCACGAUAA
This is a messenger RNA of Closterium sp. Naga37s-1, 1383 nucleotides long. The record is from the annotation of a GenBank genome assembly. NCBI's taxonomy places the organism in Eukaryota, Viridiplantae, Streptophyta, Zygnematophyceae, Desmidiales, Closteriaceae.